ACCUCUCACUUCACCCCGCUUGAUUCUUCGUCGAUCUGGUCUUAAGCCCUCAACUGGUCCAUCUCCCACGGUAGCGAGGUCCCUGCUCCCACUUCACCAAACUGCAACCUUAUAAAUCUCUCACUCGCCUCCGCAAUUGUUCCUCUACUUUAUCAAUCGAGCUUCAGCGGCUAUCACAACGUAGCUCUUACGACAUGCUGUGGCGCAAGAACCAGCGCUCGCCCUCACCGCCACGCCUAACCAGCUCCACACCUGCAAUGGAGCGCCAUCUAACCACUAUGGACUCGGGCAUUGAAGACCCUGUGAAGGAGGCCGACAUCUCUUCUGUCGCGCCCACGGAUGGACCGGUUGCCUCAGGUCACGUUCAAGAAUCGCAGGCUGCUUGCUCAGACAACAAACCUACCCCGAACCCGAUUCAGUCACCAGUCGCCCCUGCCAAAGAUGAUGCGAAUGCCUCCACAGCUCCGAACAAGAAGAACGCCGACGUUCCGCCAGAGAAAGUCGGCUCCAUCCGCAGCAAAGCUCGACGUUCCCGGCCACAGUUCCUGACACUCGUCGCCUGCGUGUCCUAUCUGCUGCUCCAGUUCCUUGGUGUCGAUCUGGGUCUGCGAUUCAUCCAUGGCUAUACAGAGCCCCGUCUGAACCAGGCUGAAACGCAGCUCCGCUCUGCAUUGGGCGGCCUGGCCAUGGAAAAUUACUUGUACGAGAGGCUGUACGCACUUCACAGCAUUGCGAUGGCACGACAAUACCAGGAGAGCUAUGAACAUUGCGUGGCUCGGGGUCUCUUUAAAGCUGAUCAGAUCUUUCUUGGGAUAGACUACACCGUCUAUCCCGACGUUCGCGACAAGACUAUGGAGUGGGUCACUGACAACUGCGGUCGACUGCUCUACACGCCUCAAGUAUACGCUCCGAAUCCCUCUAGAUUCUGGUCGGUUAUGGCAAACGUACGAUCGUCUGCUGAGAAGACUCUCGCGCUGGCCAAACGCAGGAUUGCACUGCUGCGGCGAAAGAUCCGUGGCAGUAAGCCUCGGCCUGCCACAGAUGAUCCCAUUCUUGAGCUCUUCGAAUGGCUCCAUGACACCACGAAGCUGUUCGAAGUGCCCUUAUUGCCUGCGGGCUUCAGACUGGACUGCAUAGCGGACGGCCUCUGCCGUUUGAACCACACCGGGCCGCACAAGUCAGCCACCGGCCUGACGCUGGUCGAAGCUGCCGUGAAGGCAAACAAGGAGGUAUCGAAGUGGACCUACCCGUGGAAAAAGGUCUUCCGCAUCAACAGCCGUAUCAUCAACGUGCUGACUAUUCUGCAACACCUGCUCAGCAUCUGCUACCUACUCGCGGUGCGCUUAUCCCUCCCCUUUCCCCUCCCACGCCGGACACCAACCCCAAAGACUUCCAAGGCUGCGCACAUCUGGUCGCGCCUCCGCACCACCAUCGCCGCCCUGAACCCCGACGAGAAAAUCGCCGCCGGCGGCCUCAUAGUCAACACAGCCCUGUACGCCCUCCUGCACUACGAAUUCACCUUCCUCGCCGCCGAGCUGUCUCGCCUGCAGCUCCCCAUUGGUCUCGGGCUGUGCGCGCUGCACGUCCCGCAGGCGCUCGUGUUCCUCAAGCCCUCGUCCGACGCCCGCGACGAGACGCUGUACUCCGCCUGCCGCGCUGCACUCAUCCUCGUCCGCAUCGCACGCAGUGACGAUACCCUGUCCGAGCCAAGCAGCGUCGCGUCUGCCCCGGCCCCGGCUCCCGUGGUGCACCACCCCGCGUCCAGGAUCGGCGCGCGCUUUAUCUCGCCCCUGACGCCCAUCGCGGAGGAUCUGUGGCGCGAGCGCAUGGCCUUGCGUGAUGAGCGCGACAUGUUCCAAGACGACGAGCUGUAUGGGUGCGCGACCGAGUCGGACUCGGAGUAUGAGUCUGAUGUGCAGCAUGCGAGCUAUGUCGAUCUGGCGGGCGGGGUGACGCCGACGGUGUCUGAGGAGGAGGAGUGGGCUGUUGUGGCGGAGUGAGGGUUAGUGUGUAGGACGCAGAGGCGGGCUGAAGGCCUGGUGGUCGGGGUAUGGAUAUGGAUAUGGACACGGGCAUGGAUGUGGCGUACCAGUUGACAGAUUGCACACGUGCCUGGGAGCUUUGCUCGGCACACGAUAACGACGACGAUGAGUAUGACGGCGUAUAGCUGAUGUAGAAAGAUAGACUAUAAAAUG
Molecule: messenger RNA, 2195 nt
Organism: Boeremia exigua
Lineage: Eukaryota; Fungi; Ascomycota; Dothideomycetes; Pleosporales; Didymellaceae
Exons: 1
Coding region: 195-2000 (601 amino acids)
Source: RefSeq, a predicted model, not a curated record